AUGGUCGACGUUUAUAAACGUGAUAAGGAGUUGGAUGUGUUGGAUAGACAGAAGAGUACGACAAGGGCAAAGACUGAGGAGUUGGAGAAACGUGCCGCUGAUAGUUUGAUCGAACGCGGUCGUAAGGACUUUGCCGAUAUGUUGCAGACAGAGACGACGCGUAUGAAUUACAUCGACGAGUGGUCCACUCGCUGCGGUUUGGCCCAGCCCAACACACGUCUCAACAAGGACAUGAUGUUUGCGCCAAUGCCCGCCCAGUCAAACCCACAUCUGCGAGAGAUGCGCGAGAUUCAGCAGCAGGCGGCAACGCUGCAGAAGAACAUUCACGACCUGUUCCACUCGGCCGCCAACAAGGAGGAGCAUCUACUCAAUCUGAUUAGCGACAUGGAGACAAAGAUCGUGGCGAUGCAGCAACAGGUGGCAGAGAAACAGAAGACCACCAGCAAGAAGGAGACUGAUGCAUUGGUCGCCAGGCUCGAGGCCGAGGGCAGCAAGGAUUUCAAGGUGCGCGACAUCAUCAAGAACAUCCACGUGGCCUUCAAGUGCAACAACCCCAGCGAUCACGAGAUCGAUGAGCCCGCACCACCCGCGACCACGACCGACCCGCGAUCAAAGACUCCAGUGCAGGCAAUGACGGGCACCAGCAAGUCAAUGCUGAUACGUCAUCAGUCCACGCCAAAGUUGAUGUCCAAGUCGACGCCCAACUUGCCCGAGAUUGCCAACAAGGCUGCAUUGUCACCUGACCUCACUGCGUUGGUCGCGCAGACCAAGCAGUAUCCAAUCACACUCAACCUCUCUGGUGAGCUUCACUACAGUGUGUACAGCGUCGAGUUGGACACCAUCGAAUCAUUGCGACAUCGUUUCUUCAAGCAUCUCCAAAGCACAGCCGCCUACACCCUCGCCAAGAUGGAGAUAGGCAAUGUCGAUCAACUAUCACUCAAGACAUCAUCUCAUACCUUCUUCUCCAACGAGCCAAAGAUAUUUGUUAAAUAUAUCCCCUACUUCGCCGAUCAUGUCAAUCAAUCUAAUGAUCACUCUCUUAAUCCUGUAAUAUACAUUGUAUCAAACAAACAAGAACAACUUAUCAACAAUCAAAUCAGCCUAAUCAUAGAGAACUAUAAUGAGUCACUAAAGACUACCAAUCAAGAAUCGAUAUACUUUAGGACAAAGAUGAUUGAUUUCCUCGAGGCAAUCACUAGACAGAGGAAGAAGUUGGAUGGCGACCUUAAGUCCUAUCGCACUCCAAUGUCAUCAUUCAUCAGAGUGCGCUCAGUUACCAACCCUCUACCAUCACGCUCAUUCAAUCAUCUCUCGCGAUCACUCUCACCGCAGGCACACGCCUCAUUCCUGGCGACAUCGCCACCCUCCACCUCGUCAUCGUCAUCGCGACCACUCGAGAUUGCCGCGGCCAAUGCCGAAACGAACAAUUCGAACGACGACAACAUCUCCAAGUCAGUCGAGAACGUCUCGAUUCUAUCGAGCAGUGGCUCGUGGAAGUCGUGCUCGCCUUCCAACCGCGCGGUCCCUCCAAGAACAGGCGCCGACCAGCCUUCGUCGCCCGUGAUGAAUAACCACCAGAUGCUCACGAUGGGCCACGCGGGCACAUGCAACAUGCGCAUAUUCAUCAGCGAGAACAUUAUUAAGACAUUCCAAUGCCAUAUUCAGACGGCGGCGGGCGAGCUCAUCGACAGCCUCUACUCCAAGUACGCCAAGAUCAUCCAGAUCACGCACAAGCUGCCCGAGUCCAAGUCAUCAGUCAAGGAGCUUAAGAUGAUGUUCGUCGUCAAGAUACGUGGCGUCGAGAUCUAUUUGCUCAAUCAAUCAAUCCCACUCUCAUCAAUCGAUUACAUCAACACGCGAUCGCGACGACAGAAGAAGAUCGAUCUAAUUCUCGUGCCCAAGCAGACGCUGGACCUUCAGCACCUCCAGCUGAUCUCUGACUACAGCGAGCUGUCCAAGCUGCACUCGCGCGAGUCGCUCGAGAUCGAGCUGGACGACGACAAGCUCGAUCACUCCACGCCCAACCUCUCGUACUCUGUCACCAAGAACUUCCGUCUGCGCGUCGGUGGUCUCAAGAACUUCCCCGUCGACAACUUCCCGUCGCUGGCGUCGGCGCUGCCCAAGUCGCCCAAGCUCUAUAUCAGCUGCCAGAUGUACCAGUGCGGCUACAAGAUUGGCCAGGAGAUGCUGUCGCCUCAGAUCGCUCUGAUGUCGAACCCCUCGUGGCUGUCAUGGGUCGAGGGCACAUCAUACAAUCACAUCCCAUCCAACACGACCAUGUUGUUGCAGAUCAAGGUGAAGAUACCGGGCGUGCGCGAGGAUGCCGUCUUGGGUUGGGUCAACUUCCGUCUGUGGAACUACCAGAACCGCCUCAACUCGGGCUUCCACUGCCUCAGGACGUGGUCCGAUUCCAAGCCCAAUCCAAUCGGAUCGCUCAAUGAGAACACCGAUCAGCAGUCCAAUCCAAUCAGUCUGUCGUUCGAGGUGGAGAUGUCCUCGCCCCCAAUCAUAUUCGCACCAUUGCCACCCGGCAAGGAGUCGAGUCGCAGCGGCAAGGAUGAGCCCUCUCUCACAAUCGCCCAACUCCAACACCUCACCACAAUCAUCGAGAAGGAUCCACUCACGGACCUGACGCAGGACGAGUUGGACCUGUGCUGGCGACACCGCCACUACUGCAAGACCGUACCCAAGUCGGCGUCCAAGGUCAUUUUGUCCGUCCCCUGGAACAGUCCAGAGUGCGUACAGGACCUAUACCAGAUCAUGCACGACUGGCUGCCCCUGGACCCCGUUGACACGCUCGAGUUGCUCAGCUCCAAGUUCCUGGACGGCGAGGUGCGCAAGUUCGCCAUCACCACACUCCGUCGCAUGAGUGACUCUGAGCUGACGCUGUACCUGCCGCAGCUUGUGCAGGCGCUCAAGCACGAGCCCAACCACUACUCGGUGCUGGCCAAGUUCUUGCUGCGCCGCGUACUCCUCAACCGCCAACAGAUGGGCCAUCUUUUCUUCUGGCAGAUCGUCGCGGAGAUCUCUAACCUUAACCGCGAGCUGCACGCCGAGUGGGUGGAGCGAUACACACUCAUCUUGGAGAGCUUCCUCAAGGGCAGCGGUAAUCGUCUGCAAGAGAUACACAAACAGUUCGACCUGUACCAGAUGAUCAAGGGCGUGGCGAUCGGUGUGAAGACCGUGCCAAACACCAAGCGCAAGGACUACAUCACAACAUCAUUGUCCAAUCUCAAGCUGGCCAAUGACUUCCAGCUACCCAUCAAUCCAGAGUUCAGCGCCAGAGGCAUUGAGGUCUCAGCGUGCAAGAUCAAGGAGUCCAAGACUCUGCCACUCUGGCUAUCGUUCAUCAAUAGCGACCCACUUGGUGACAACAUCUUGACCAUCUUCAAGGCUGGCGAUGACCUGCGUCAAGACCAACUCACACUUCAAAUGAUUGAUCUGAUGGAUAGGAUGUGGCUGAGCGAGGGCAUCGACCUCCAGACCAUCAGCUACAAGUGUAUUACAACAGGACCAUUCGAAGGAAUGAUCGAGGUGGUUGGCGAGUCAGUGACCAUUGCAGAGAUCCAGAAGCUCUCUGGUGGCAUUGCCGCCGCCUUCUCAGAGACAGCCAUUGACAGCUGGUUGAAACAGGUCAAUCCAUCAGAGUUUGAGUACAAGCUAGCAGUCGAGAACUUUGUUCGAUCAUGUGCUGGAUGCUGUGUCUACACCUUUAUCCUUGGAAUUGGUGAUCGUCAUAACGACAACAUUAUGAUCACCAAGUCUGGUCACCUUUUCCACAUUGACUUUGGAAGAUUCUUGGGCAAUGUUCAGACAUGGAAUGGCAUCAAGAGAGAACGAUCACCAUUUGUAUUCCCUCGUUCGUUCGCUCAUAUCAUUGGUGAGCACUUCAAGACAUUCGAGGAUCUCUGUGGCAAGGCCUACAACAUCAUUCGAAAGAAGGCUCAUAUGGUAUCAACUGGUAUGCCAGAGUUGAAUCAUAGAGAUGACAUCAAAUAUCUUCGUGAUGCGCUUGCUCUUGACCUGACCCAGGAACAGGCCGCCGUCAAGUUCUCCGAGAUGAUCCAAGAGAGUCUAAAGGCCAAAGCAACAGGUGUCAACUUUGCCGUGCACAUACUUGCCAAUCCAAAUUGA
Acytostelium subglobosum LB1 is the source of this 4134-nucleotide messenger RNA. RefSeq lists its product as hypothetical. The record is from RefSeq and is a predicted model, not a curated record. The coding region runs from base 1 to 4134 and encodes 1377 amino acids. The transcript is spliced from 5 exons. Gene Ontology annotation, cellular component: plasma membrane; phosphatidylinositol 3-kinase complex; cytoplasm. Gene Ontology annotation, molecular function: 1-phosphatidylinositol-4-phosphate 3-kinase activity; 1-phosphatidylinositol-3-kinase activity. Gene Ontology annotation, biological process: phosphatidylinositol-mediated signaling; phosphatidylinositol-3-phosphate biosynthetic process; cell migration. NCBI's taxonomy places the organism in Eukaryota, Evosea, Eumycetozoa, Acytosteliales, Acytosteliaceae.